Hypomesus transpacificus is the source of this 3986-nucleotide messenger RNA. RefSeq names its product adhesion G protein-coupled receptor E2-like. Gene Ontology annotation, molecular function: G protein-coupled receptor activity; calcium ion binding. Gene Ontology annotation, biological process: cell surface receptor signaling pathway; adenylate cyclase-activating G protein-coupled receptor signaling pathway. Lineage: Eukaryota; Metazoa; Chordata; Actinopteri; Osmeriformes; Osmeridae. The transcript has 24 exons. Bases 54 to 3059 code for a protein of 1001 amino acids. Gene Ontology annotation, cellular component: membrane. The record is from RefSeq and is a predicted model, not a curated record.
CUCAGGUGAAUUGAGUGUUCGUUUAUUCACGGUUUCAAGAGGGAUCUGUUAAGAUGACAUACUGUGUUCUAUCUCUAUUCUUGGGGUUUCUGUUUAUUCCUGCCCCAGGGUGUCUGUCUGCCCAAGGUGUUUUUCCCAGUGGCAGCUGUGACGGCUACCUUAAUAUAUCUGAACCACACCGUAACUUAGCCUUCACAAGCACGGAGUUCCCUGGCUUCCCUGAAGAUGAUGGUGGUCUACUGAAUAAAUGGUGGCGUUUCGUUGGGAUUGGAGGAGACCAAAUUAUCAGAACAUGUGUUGCAAUGGAUCUGGGAGGCACACAUUAUCCCCAGUAUCUGAACUUCGUCCCUCCCAAAUCUCAGUCUGAAUCAUCAACAGUGGGUACUACAUGUGGAUCUAGAUACCCACAUUCUGGGAACUGUUGUAAUGCUGUAAACCAUAUUGAAAUGGUGCUCUGUCCAGGAGGAUUCUAUGUGUUUAAGCCAACUCAGUACAGCUACAGUUACAUGGCUUUUGUGAUCUUUCACAGUAACUGCACUGAAGACUCCUGCGGUCCUUUAGCCCAGUGCACAGCUAACGGGGGUUGUGUUUGUGUUUCGGGCUACAAAAUUCCCCCAACCUACAAACCUACAAAUGAGUCCUAUGGCUGUCAAGACAUAGAUGAAUGUGUGGAUACCACUUCAGCAUGUGGCUCUUAUUCCAACUGCACCAACACACCUGGAAAAUAUAGCUGUGUUUGUCUGCAGGGAUACACACCUAGCAACCCCUUGUUAGAGCCAAGCAACUCCAACGCCUGCCAAGAUAUAGAUGAGUGUUCCACUGGCAUCUGUAGCACGAAUGGAAUGUGUAAAAACAACAUCGGGAGUUACAUCUGUUCCUGCAAUGAUGGCUACAGGAUCAAUGAAAACAUCACAGAAUGUCUAGAUGUUGACGAGUGUUUCAACUCAACCAUCUGUGGCCCAGACUCCAUCUGUACCAACACACCUGGAGCCUAUAGCUGUGCCUGUCUACAGGGAUACAUACCUACCAACCUAGAAGAAGAACCAAGCAAGACCAACAUCUGCCAAGACCUUGAUGAAUGUGUGGCAAACACCACCAUCUGUGGUCCCGAUGCCAACUGCACCAACUCUGUUGGGGCAUACAGCUGUACCUGUACCUUUGGUUUCCGUAAGACCAACCCAGACUUUAUAUCUAGCAUCUGGAACCCAUGCCUAGACAUAGAUGAGUGUGGUGAGACCCCAGGCCUAUGUGGUCAAGCUUCUAUGUGUGAUAACGUUCCUGGAACCUUCUAUUGUUCCUGUCAGGAUGGAUACUUCCCCUCCACCGGACUCAUGUGGGAGAUGGACAUUUCAGUGUGUCAAAGUGUUCAGGAUAUUCUGGACCAUCUGAAUCCGCCAGACGGCCAGACUAAGGAGACAUACUUCCUCAAUAAUAUGGACCAAGACCUGAAAAACAACUCUGAUACCAUCCUACCAACCGGGACAGUGACUAACGGCUUCUCUGCUACCCUGGAGGUGUCUGGAAUUAAGGAUGACUCCAAGAAAAGUCAGACAGCGAGUGUAUCUGUAAAAGCGAACACUGGCAGUUUGAUCCUAGGGAUCUCAGAGCGUCUGGUGUCUGCCUUGGUGGAUCCAACCCGGAACCAGACCAACAUAACACUAACAACAAACGAAAUAGAUAUCAGUCUUCAAGCUGUUGGGCCUGAAACUGAAGGAGGGGAUAACACAACUCUCUCAGCCAAGGGAAACACCAUGAUGAUCAACCUGCAGGCUGUGGCCCAAAACAACAACGGUUCGGCGGCAGCAGUCUUCAUGACCAUCAACAGGAUGGAGAGUCUCCUGGGCCACAGCUUCUUUGAGACUGAGAACCAGACAGAGAUGUACUCUGAUGUCAUCACUGCCACCCUGCCCAAAACAAAUAACACCCAGCUCUCCCAGCCGGUCAACUUCACCAUCCAACACAAGAGGAGGUUGUCUGACUCAGACUUGGUGACCUGUGUAUACUGGGAGAAGAAGAGUGUAGAGAAAGAGGGAAUUGCUGGAGGAGAGGAGAUGAAAAUGUUCUGGUCAGUGGAGGGCUGCUGGGUCGCAUUCUCUGAUGAGAACUACACAGUGUGUAGCUGCUCUCAUCUCUCCACAUUUGCCCUCAUCCUGCAAACUGGGAAGGUGGCCGUGGAAGAUCCGUUUAUAGAGUGGGUGAACAAAGUCUGUGUUUGUAUUGGCCUGGUCUUUCUUGCUCUGGCCAUCCUGACCUUCCUACUGUGCAGCUGGAACCCCAAGAUCAACAACACAGCCCGCCUUCACCUCUGUAUCUGUCUCUUCUUGACCCAUCUGCUGCUGCUGUUGGACGAGGCCUAUGUUGAUUCCAAGCUGAUCUGCAAGGCCAUGGCCGGGCUUCUGCACUUCCUGGUGGUGGCCAGCUUUGUGUGGAUGCUGCUAGAGGCCCUACAGCUCUACCUGCUGGUCAGGAUGCUCUCCAGGGUACAGGUCAUCCAAAGGGACGGCCUUCCCAGGCCAUACCUCUACCUUAUUGGCUAUGGCGUUCCAACAGUGAUAGUUGGCGUGUCUGCAUGGGUCAAUUCUGGUGGAUAUGGUACUCCUACAAAGUGCUGGCUGUCAAAUGAGAAGAACUUUUCAUGGGCAUUGACUGGACCAGUGAUUGCUGUCCUUGCUAUGAACUGGAUCUUGUUUUGUGUUACACUCUGGAGUUUACGACCCACUUUGGUCAGCAUGAGGAGCGAUGUCUCCCAGUCCAAAGACACCAGACUGAUAGUCUUCAAGAUUUUGGCCCAGUUUGUCAUAUUGGGCUGUACCUGGAUCCUGGGCUUCUACCAGACAAGCACGAUCUCCCAGUACCUCUUCAUCCUCCUUAACUCCCAGCAGGGCACCUUCCUCUACAUCGUUCACUGUCUUUUCAACAAAGAGGUGCGAGAGGAGUACUACAGGUUCAUCACAUGCUCAUCCGGCUCUGCCAGCACCCAUGGUUCUGUGAAAGAAACACCCUCAACCUCUGAAGACUUGGACAAGACAGGGGAAAAGAAAGACGCAGGAAAGGACUAAAUCCAUAGAAGAUGAGAUCAAGAGAGACUUGCAUGUUUGAUAUAUUUACCCUUGCUUUUGUGUAAUUGAUGUACUUGCAUGUAUUUGCUUAACUGAAAUGUGUUAAUAGUUUACCAGCAAAUACAUAAAUUGUGUCACACUGCAGUAGAAUAUGUUUUAGAUGUAUGGUCUGUCUGAAGGUUUUGUUCCAUAAUUUUAUGUAUUUAUGUUUGCAAAAGAGAUCUUAUUAAACACAAUUUAUGUGGAUGACAAUCAUGACAUUGUCGGGUAUGUGGACCAGGGGAAAGUCACACCUCCACAUUCAGCAAUAUCACCAACGCAUGUCUGCUAAAUUAAUACAUGUAUCAUAAUCAAUGAUGGGGAAUUUCCCACAGAUCUUAUUUAUGCUCUUCAACUCGGCCUAUAACUGGACACUGUAACCACUAGGAAGUGUAUUAGCAUGGCAUUAUCUUCUUUAUUGACAAUUACAAGUCUAAGACAGAAAUAUUUCCCAGGUUGCAACAUAUUUUCAACCAGUUAAUAUCUAAUACUUGGCUUCCUCAAUGUUUUGAUUCUUUCACAAACAUAAAAUUUGCAUAGGAGAGAUGACCUGAAGCAAAGGUUGAUGGUUAAAACAAUCUCGAUUUGCUAUCCUUAUCUUUAACUACUCGUCUUAUCCACUGUUGCUAAUUAAUAUAAUUUUUUUUAUAACAGAAUUGUGGAGCCAAUAGAAAAAUUCAAGUGCUUUUGCCCGGUACUGAUCAAAAUGCAAUGGAUAUCCAUGCCCACAAAUGUGAGCCAAGUUGUUUCUCUCUGGAUUCUCAGAGCAGUGAUAGUAGCUCACAAGAUAGAGUUGUGCAAUAUCACCUGAAGUGUUGAAUCUCAUUAAUUUAUGGUGACCAAAUCCACUAGAAAUAUUGUCGUAGUUAGAAAAGAGUCUCGUCUCUG